UAAUUGUGUGCAGAACACGCAGUGCUUCCUCAACGUCCAAUCAUCGUACGUGUCAACUCAUGUUCGAUUAUUUGUGAUCAUAACUUCCGUGAAAACAAACAAAUUAUCAGGUGAUAAAUCUGAAAACUGUAAUUUGUUCAUCUCGAAACUUCAUUGAAAGGCAAAACGAUGAAGACGACAAAUUGGAUGUGUUGGCUAUUGAUCGCGUGUAUCUGCCUUGUUGAAGCUAGAUACAAGAUUAGAAGACCCCCAUUGCCUCCCCCACAGCCUCCUAAACUGAUGUUCAAGAAAUCAUGGCCAAUUACUCAUAGAAUUUCGAUGGGAAAUACAAUGCAUAUCAAUGGAAAUUUCCCAUUGAAACGAAUAACUCACAAACCGUCGAAUUAUAGAAUUCGUCGACCUCCGAUGUUCAAUGUGCCAUCUACCAUUUGGAAAAACCAGAUUCCAAUAAGAACUUCUUUAAAUAAUCAUGCGGUUUUACCACAACGUCCACCAGUUAAAGAAUUCCAUACCGUAAAUAAAAUGCCGGAAUAUAGUCCUGAAUACAGACCGGAAGCUGCUGUUUUGCCACCAACUCAUAGAGGUGGUGUCGAUGAUGACAAGGGACCAAUUCAUACGAUUCCUGCGCCUAAUCUGAGUCCCAUGGAUAAGCCUUUCAAUAAUGAAGCGAAUAUAGAAGAAAAUUCACGUCAACAAACAACUGAUGCUGCUUACAAAAUCAAUCCACAUGGCUCCUUAUUACCAAAUUUUGAUCUUGCUACUAUUAGCACGAGUUUAACACCGCAGAAAACUGUAACGAGUCCCACUCCAGCGCAUAAUUACGAAGUAACUGAAAGCAAUGAUAUUAGUCAAAAAGAAUAUCAGACCGUUUUACCGACAUUCUUGCCUCCAGAUUUUGCAACUCUUUCAACAUUGGUGAAUCCUGACUUACAAACAAAUGAUGUUUAUUUAAAUAAUCAUCCAGCGUCGAAUAUAGGCCUCAUCGGAACAAACAUUCAACUCGGACAGCCCAACCUACCGAUGCAAACUAAUCUUCAUAGUUCAUUGCACGUUGGUUUCCCUGGUACAGCUGGUCAGACUCCGUAUAUUAUAAAUCAACAAAUACCUGAUCUACAUGUUGGUCAUCCGGCUCCUGCAGGCCCUCCGCUUUCAGCAACUCAACUUUACGAUCUUUUAAACAGCUUUCCUCAAAAGAUGCCAGAACAAUAUCAAACAGGUCAACAACCACAACUUCAACAACUUGGUCAAUUCUUUCAACCUACUGGUGUAACUGGUUUCUCACAGCCCCAGAUGCAAUCGUUCAAUUACGAUGAGCAAGAUAAUAAGGAGCAGCAGCAACAGCAACAAGUCUUGUUCAAUCAAGAUUACGUCGCUGGAAGAGUUAAUACGAAUUACAACGUUGGACCGGAGACUUCCAUAAAUGAUGAAGAAAAUGCUGGUUUGCAACAAAACGAAGAUCUCAGUUAUAUUACUGAUGGAAACGAACAAUUAGAAAAUAACAUUGAAUACGAGGAAAAUAAUGAUCAAAAGGGUCAAACGACAUAUUUUAAUAAAGUGGCUAAUGAUGAUGGAAUUUCUACGCAAUUUUAUACGACACUACCCAAUCGUGAAGCUGCAGAAAAAUUGGCAGCUCUAGCAGCUGCUGGAAAUGUUAACAGUCAAUUGAUUGGACAAUUGCGAAAACAACAACAGCAACAAGAGAAUAUACAGAAUGAAGAAACUAUGCCGCCUAAUCACAAAAAUGAAGAAUACAAAACAAAUGAGCAAAUUAAUAAUAAUCAUUAUAAUCAAAAAUAUUAUCAAGAUCAUGUUCAGAAUCGACAAAAACAACAAUACAAUCACCAAAAACAUGCACAGUUACAACAAUAUGAAGAACGCCAGAAUAAAUAUGAUAGACAACAGAAUCAUCAACAAAAUAUUUACAACAACAAACGACCAUUGAGAAUUAUGGUGCCAGAUGAAAACGAUUAUAGCAAUACCGAACCACAAAAUGAUGAAAAAAAAGAAAAUACAGAAAUUGAAUACGAGUAUGAGAACGACGAGGCGGAUAUUGGAAAUUCGCAAUCAUUCGACGAAAGAUCGUCUUAUGACCAAUCAAAUGCUGAAUUUGGAUCACGUUUGAGUCCCAAGACUGGAAUAUAAGUUUUUUUUUUAAUAUUGUAUAUAUUAUUGUACGUGAAUAUUUAUUACAAUUUUAUUUAUCGGUUAGUUUUAUUCUUACGGGGGUUUAAUCAUAAUUAAAUGAAUUAAUAAUGAAUAAGAUUUUUCUUGGAUGGAAAACUUUACAUUGUUCUUUACAAGAUUCCGACGAAACGUCUUUUUUUUAAGAUUAUAUUUUAAAAUUAAUAUUUUUAUAUUUUCAUCGAUGAAAUAUUAAAGACACGCGAAUUUAAUUUAUUUAAAUAUUAUUUAUUAUUAGACGAAAUUAUUUGUAUUUAAUUAUGAAAAAAAUGGAUAAAAGAUAUUGCCAUUGAUUUAGAGAACUCAUUUUUUAUUUCAAUCAUUGCGCAUCACCAACCUGAAUUACAUUUAUAUAUAUGUACAUUUAUAUAUCAUUGAGGUAAUCUAUUUAUAUAGUACAGGAGUCAUUCUGGUUAUAAACAAAAAUCUACGGAGAUUCUAUCUUUCAAGGAUCUUUUUUUUUUCCGUUUCUUUUCUUCUUAUAAAAUUUGCCAAUAA
Messenger RNA from Apis florea (little honeybee), 2679 nucleotides. RefSeq lists its product as uncharacterized. The record is from RefSeq and is a predicted model, not a curated record. Lineage: Eukaryota; Metazoa; Arthropoda; Insecta; Hymenoptera; Apidae.